Molecule: messenger RNA, 1917 nt
Organism: Lachancea lanzarotensis
Lineage: Eukaryota; Fungi; Ascomycota; Saccharomycetes; Saccharomycetales; Saccharomycetaceae
Gene: ASI1
Product: LALA0S02e05182g1_1
Exons: 1
Coding region: 1-1917 (638 amino acids)
Biological process (GO): ubiquitin-dependent protein catabolic process; protein ubiquitination
Molecular function (GO): ubiquitin protein ligase activity
Source: RefSeq, a predicted model, not a curated record
AUGCCGGGAUUCAACAGCAGCAUCAUUCAGCAAUUCCCGUACCUAAAUACUUCGCAAAAUGUACUUAUAGUGAGUAACCGGUUGUGGGCUUCAACAAUCAACUAUCCGUACCAGAUAGUGCGGUCAUUUUACAAUGCCAUUUUAUCGCAGUACGAGACACAAGUUGUUGCGAACGUGGCUUCAGACGGAUUGAAUUUCGGAGCUUCCACGUUCGUGGAAACCGCAGGAUAUUUCUUCAGCAACUACGCGGUAGGAUGUUUCGUAACCGCGUUGGUGCUCAAUCGAAUCGUAUCGAUGUCUUCGUUACGUUCGCCCGCCGCAGUGGUGCAAUUGCCGUUGUGGUCGCGCGUUUUGUUCCACGGGACCGCAAUUGCCGCCCUUGUGUAUAAUUUGGGCACCACAAUACGACCUUCUGCCCAUCAGGAACCAAGUUCGUAUUUCGCUGUGACUUAUGCAAUCAUUUGCUUGUCACAUUGCAUCGAAACUUUCAUUACAACUACUUCGAACGCCAAACCUAUGGAGGAAUUCGACUACAGCAUUUUCGAACUUUCAAUGCAUUUCUACUCUCUGGCAAGAUCAGGCGCUGCGCGCCGAGACUACGUUCCAGAUUGUUUGAUGGCACUCCUGGGCCGUCUCAUCAUCCAUAUUGUCGAGAUACUAAGGAAAAGACAAUAUCGUUUGAUAGGUUCAUCCAUCAUAAACAUAUGCCAUCUAGGGUACCUGGGUUGGACUAUAUUUCACGAGGGAACUCCGUCAUUACCGCUUUUGGUGAAAUACCGUCAUAUACCCAAAACUAUGGCGCUAGCUUGUAUCGUUGUUUCUCUGGCGUGUUAUGGAUUGGGGUGUUUGGUGAGACUGAAUCCGUUUGGCAACAGCGGCGACACUUCUGCUUUACGCUUUCAUUCGUUUGUGAAAAACUGGUACAGCACUUUGAAUUGCACGGGCGAAGAAGAGUUCACCAGCACCUUGAUAAACUUUGCAGUUCUCAUAUGCAACUCUGCACAAACAGACCAAGCUGGACUUCAUCGCGAACUGUCCCAGCUAACACAUCAAAACGAGGUCAACCGGUCUUUUUUGAUCAGUGGAUACACUAACAACCAUCAGGCUGGAAUGAAGGAUUCCGAGAUGGCGUGGGCAACUGUUCAACCGGUAUGGCGCAGGAAAUGGGAUGCUAUGUGGCGAUUGGAAAAUGCAUUGAAAAAUAGAAUAAAGACGUUGCUUGUGGCACCUGUUGAUCAAAAAUCGAUACCGCAUCAAUCCAGAGCUCAAGGAAAAAAUCUCAAUGACUACCUGUCUGAUACCAACUACCCACAAUUUUUCGCAAGAGCGCCCGAUGUGAAUGCCACGAGUAAAAAUGUUCGUUCGACCGGUUCCAAAUACAUGCUGCCGGAGGACGACUGGUCAGCCGAUUACGUGGAUGAAGAUUCACUUUCGGACAGAAGUGACGAAGAUCUCGACCUGUUGGAUGAGGGCGAGGAACAAACGCAAUCUGCCGAGCUACAAUUGGGCAGUGAACUUACAGAUCUUCUACUUCCAACGGUAGCGGCCCCAAAUGACGCAGGCGAUCAAGACCCUCAAUGGCUGAUAUCCAUGUGGACCCUUCUACAGUACGAAACUCAUUGUGAUCGAAGACUUACAAGAUCGCAAUACGCACGAUUGAACGAAUCAAGAGUCCUACAAGAGGUAGUGGCAGAACGUUCUUUGAACGCCCAAAAAAGGGACGACACCAAUAAUUCCACUGAGCGCGAUCUAUCGUGUGUCGUUUGCAAGACCAACGUUCGCAACAUUGUCCUGUGGCCCUGCAAGUGUUUUGCCAUCUGCGAAGAAUGCCGUGUUUCUUUGGGCGCACGCGGGUUCAACACCUGUAUUUGUUGCAGAGCGCCCGUGAACGGCUACAGCAGGAUCAACUCGGUUUGA